AUGGAUUAUAGUGAUAGUUUUAAUUUGGAAUAUGGUGGAGGCACUGGUCGUUCAGGAAAUAAUGAAAACAGUGACGACAGCAAUGGUAUACCUGUCGAUAUGGAUUUCAGUGGUGGCGGUGGUGGAAACACUUCAACAAACAACGGUGUAGUUGUUGUUUCAUCAUCGACGACUUCAACGGCGACAGCGGUGGCAGCGGCGACAGUUGUAAUGGAAGAUGAAUAUAUCUAUGAGACAGAGUUUGAUGAUGACGAUGAAGAUCUCUUUGAUUUCGAGAUUGAGCGAGACGAUCACAUCAAUUCCUGUCCGCACAUCGGUUGCAAAACCAAGGCUCUCUUUGAAGAGAUGCAACAACACAUGUUGGAAAACCAUCAGGAAUGCGUGGCGAGAGCAGCCAACACCAAUAAUAAUAAUAACAAUAAUAAUAUUAGCCAAUGUAUUGGUUGUCGUUUAACAAGAGAUCAUCAAAUGCGAGAGAAAAUCUAUAGUGAAAGAAAUUAUACUCCAGAUCCAAACAGUCAUUUCUACACCGACUACAAUAGCGAAGAAGAGCAAUCAUCUUAA
Heterostelium album PN500 is the source of this 564-nucleotide messenger RNA. RefSeq lists its product as uncharacterized. NCBI's taxonomy places the organism in Eukaryota, Evosea, Eumycetozoa, Acytosteliales, Acytosteliaceae. Bases 1 to 564 code for a protein of 187 amino acids. The record is from RefSeq and is a predicted model, not a curated record. The transcript has a single exon.